UGUUUUCGACUUUAAUUUUGAGCGCAUUCUACGACGCACGAAAAACAAAUAAAUGUAAUUAAAUGGAGAAUGCAUUUAUUAAACGGCGCUCUUUGACGCUUAGCACUCGUCUGCUGCAGAAACGCCACAGUGCUUCGCCACAGAGCUGCGGGCGCCCAGGAAGCGGACACGAUGUGAGCGUCUCCCAGGAGACUCCUGGCUCGCCCAACGCCUCCUCAAUGGUGGGCAGCACUUCCGAUGUCGAAUGCACCCCGCCGCACAAGCACAAUCCCAGCCUGGACGACAGCGUGGACUUCUCGCCCCGCCUGGACAUCAGCCUAUCGCCCAACUGCCUCUUCUCGCAGACGCUGGCCACCGAAAGUCCGGAGGUGGGAUGGCGCUGGAACCGGAGCAGCAACGCCACCACGGACAGCGGAUUCGAUUCCGCGGAAAUGGGCAGUCUGAGCCAGCGCGAGCGGCGGCGCCAGAUCGCCUUCAAGGGCUGCGAGGAUCGACGCAGCCAACUGGACAAUGAGCAGUGGCGGGCGCAGCAGAUGCGGGCCAAUGUGCUUCUCAAGGAGCGCUGCGCCAGGCUCAACAGCCAGAUGGACCAGGUAGCAGUGUCGGAGGCAGUCCCAGUCCCACUCCAAACCCCCAAGAUCCCGCCAACUUUAUCUGCUCGCACAAGAUCAGCCUGCAAGCGGGCUUCUCCAAUUCCAGAGCCAGUGCCUCCUCCUCCUCCAGCUGCCGCCGAUCCCAUGGCAGACUUCCUGAACGACUCGGAGACGGAUCUCUUCCUCCUCGAGGCGUCCCAGCAGCUGGAGUCCAAGAUAGAACCCCCAGAUGCGUCGAAGCCAAGCACAAGCACCACACCAACCAGCCACCACAAGACGAAGCGACCCUCGUUCUACAUGAAGUUUCUGGAGGACGAGAGCGAGAGCGAGGACUGGCUAACCGCCCUGGAGGAGGCAGUGCAGCAGGCCACGAUGCCCAAGAAGCCGCGCACCUCGCUGCAGCGCUACAAAUCCAUGCCCACCACUGCGAGCUCCUCGAGCGGAGUGUCCACCCUCACCAAUGUGAUGGCCGGCAACGGACCGGACACCAUUACAAGUGCCUCCUCCUCCUCGUCCAGAUCCGAACUGAAGAGUACUCCGCGCAUCAAGCGCCAUGCCAGCUCACAUGCCCUGUCUCCAGCCACAUCGCAUGCGCGCGGCAGUCGGAAAUGAUGCCCGAUAAAGUAUAAACAAGAACCCCAAACAUCAGCUUCCCCUCAGCGAGUACCGAUUGUGAUGAGCAAAGUAAGAUUUAAGCAUUUUCGUUUUGUUUCGCUCGGCUUGCGUUAGUCGUUUCCUUGACCAUUUUGCAUUAAUGCCUGUAUACGAGUACGCUAAUUGAUUCAUACGGCUCUUAAGCGUCUUUGUAAAUGUAAACUUAAGGCUAAUUAAAAAUUAAUUGUAAUUUAAAGCAGGUCCCUCAAUUGUCGCGUCGAAUGUUUGUGCGCGACGGUUCGGCGCAUGCGACCCGCCAUAUGCUCGGCAUUAUCGGGCUGGCGAUGCGCCGCCCACCACAAGCACAGGUGCCACGGACAGACAGGUGGAUGCGACUGGUCACCGACAUCCAGCGAGCUGUUUUCGGUCCCCGGUUGAGCUUUCAUUCACCGAUAGGGCACGCGUUGAGUGCGAGAGUGUUUUAAUUUAAUUGAAAAGUAGGCGAAGGUUUUCUUGUUAAAUAUUCCUCAGUGGCUAUACAUAUGGGUCAGAUCGAAUUCACCUCCGCUUUAAGUUUUUUGAAAGACAGCUUGCUAACUCUAUUAAAUUAGUAUUUAAUUGUGUAAGUACGUGCAUCAGUCAGCGGUAUAGAAUCAAGAUCAUAGGAACAAAGCUCAAAGGCUCUGCCUACUAAAGUAUCAAUAUAUAUUUAUAUAACAAAAAAAGGCAGAAUUUAUAUGUUUGCAUAGGGAAUAUAUAUAUUGCACAGCAGUGAAAAAAGUAUCUUUUAGUCGGGACACUCAUCUUAAGCGAUCUUUCUCAUUUCGCUUUUUUUCCAGAGUUGCUUAAGGAAUUAAUCAAACUAUCAUUAAAUUGAGAAUUUAAAUUGGUAAAAUAAUGGAACCCUUCUCCAAGUAUUGAUAUGACAUAAGCCUAAAAAUAAAUGCUACACUUCAACAGGAAAUUAAACGCAAAUUUUCAAUUGCAACUAGCUAGUGUCUUAUUUUACAUUUUAAUGACCAUAUUUUAUUAAUAUUAUCAUAUACAUUUACAUAAUUUCCAUUAGGAUUAUUCAAAGCAUCUUGAUGUUUAAGUUACUUUUACAUGAAAUACUAAACCAAUAAAUACUUCACUUGAUUUUA
Drosophila elegans is the source of this 2329-nucleotide messenger RNA. RefSeq lists its product as uncharacterized. The coding region runs from base 63 to 1205 and encodes 380 amino acids. The record is from RefSeq and is a predicted model, not a curated record. The transcript is spliced from 3 exons. NCBI's taxonomy places the organism in Eukaryota, Metazoa, Arthropoda, Insecta, Diptera, Drosophilidae.